AUGCUUGGAACGAUAUCUGUUAUUUACCUAUUGAUAUUCAAUGGUUCACGUCUUAUAGAAUGUGGAGUCAACUUGAAUUUCUCGGAUUUAACUUCGCCAAACUACGUCCACAAUUUUAGUUGGAACUUUCCUGCCUUGACUGGAAUGCUCACCAUGUCCUAUUUUCUCCAUAACGCUAUUAUUACGAUGCUACGUAAUCAGAGGAAUCCAGAAAAUAAUGUACGAGAUCUCUCUAUCGGGUAUGGACUGGUGGCAUUCAGUUAUACGUUUGUAGCAUUCUCUUUCUAUGCUGCAUUUCCAUUAUCCCGAACUUGCAUAGGCGAUAAUUUGUUAAACAAUUUCCAUGCUAAUAGCCCCAUGAGCGCCGUGGCACGGGUAUUAAUUUUCUUCCAACUCUUGACGAUACUUCCUCUUAUCAUGUAUUUCAUUCGAUCACAAAUCUCCUGUGCAAUGUUCGGCGCACCAUGGCCAGGACGAGUAAGAGUACUGAUACUCAAUAGUACAAUUGUAUGCAUUGGCGUUUUGACAGCAAUAUUUUUUCCCAAUAUCGGCAGCAUAAUCAGGUAUUUCGGUGCUCUAUCAGGGCUUAUGUAUGCGUACGCCCUUCCAUGUAUGGUUGAUAUGCGAAUUGCACAUCGUACUGGAAAGCUGACUCCUCUCAAAAUCGCCAUCUGUGUUACAAUAAUGGUUUUCGGAGCAGCAAACCUAGUUGCACAGUUCUUCAUCAAAUGA
This is a messenger RNA of Haemonchus placei, 732 nucleotides long. The record is from the annotation of a GenBank genome assembly. NCBI's taxonomy places the organism in Eukaryota, Metazoa, Nematoda, Chromadorea, Rhabditida, Trichostrongylidae.